AUUUAAAACUCAAAUUGAGAUCGAGAUUGCCCAGUAAACAAUAUUUCUGUUAUUGUGCUUUCCAAUAAUAUGUGCAUGGGUUUUUCUUCUACUUAGUUUAACUUCACUAUUGUCAUAAUUUAAAUCAAGUAUUUUUCAUUAUUGGAACAAACUGCAGUUUGUAUGUUUUGCAAGCUUUCAAGUGCAUAGAUUUGUAUAGCUGUGUUAUGUUGCAAAUGCUAAAACUUAACAUCUUACUUUAUUAUUCCAGCCAGAACAUUUAAAGGGCAAAAUCCUGCAUCGUUUUCAAAAAGUGUGAAGCGUAAUAUGUGCCACUUCCUUAUACUUGGUUCCACACACCCGCACAAAAUAAACCUAUGUGAGUCAUGUGCUGUCAGUCAUACUUCCAUGUCCCACUCCUCACCCUCAAAGAAAAAAAGCCGUGACUAGUGUCUCCCAUUCUUUCUGUCUGCAUGAGCUUGUAAUUUUAAAGUGCAUUUUCUGUGGAAUUUUUGCGUAUCAUGACACUGUAUACAACCAGUCUCAAACUAUCAGUCAAAUACUAAAAAUAUAAAGGGUUACUCAGCUGUGAUGAAUAUAUUUCUGGAUUACUAUAAAAUGACUCUUUGAGUGUUAUAUUACUUAAUUACUAUUGUCCUCUAUUCUAAUACAUGGAGUGUAUUAAGAAAAGAACGAAAUCUUGAAAGAAAUAUUACUCUGCUUAGAUUUCUGCAUAGAUGCACAUGGCACAUGAUAGCCAGAUGUAAAUCACUUAAUUUCUCAUGAGCACUGCAUAUAUUUGAAGCAUUGAAAUAUGUAAAUGAUCACAUAUGAAUCCGCAUCCACACACCCACGCACAAACACACCCACACUGAUGCAUGCACACUGAGUAAAACACACAAACUAUGUUUUGCAACUCUUUCUGUAUAUAAAGGUCAAGGGUGCGGUCAUCAGGAUCUAAUCGUGUCUUCGGUGACUCCUUCGCAAUGAAAUUAAAGUGAUGACUUCGGAAAAUCUGAAUGCUGGCAGAAGCAUUGAAUAUAAACUAGAGUGGGGGUGGAACUGAGGUUAGAAGCGCUGCAGUUCAUGUGAAACCUGUUGUUUUUUCCUUUGCCAAGAGUUUCUCGAGACUAGAUUAUCAGCAGUUACUAGUGUAGACAUUUUAGACCACAACAAACCUUAUUUAUGUUUGGAGGGGGGUCAGAGGAAGAUGAACAUUCCCUACAUAAUAUGAAAUACUAUGGUGGCAUUGAAGCACUGAAAAGAAAUAGCUGCACUCUGGCUGUCUGUCACAUGCAUCUAGAUGCUCAUUUACAUACAGCAACAAGAGUUCAUGCAUCAGUUAAAGAAGGUCAGCUGUGCUUACAAGCCACCACCACUGAGUGGUUAAAACUGGAAGCUGCAUGUAGGUCAGCUGCAUGAAUGAAGGGUUAUUUCAUGUGUUGUCGAGGAGUUGUUAUAGAUGUGGUAAACUGGAAACUUAUCGAUGAUUAUAAAUGAAAGAAUCAGGGACUGCCUGAAAACAACAUGUGUGUGUGUCCAUGUGUACUCACAGAUGUGCAGAAGUUAUGUGCCAUGUCUUUUUUUAAUGUGGUCAGAUAAAAUAGAGGUGUAAGAUUCUGCUUGCACAGUUUCCUGUGGCAAAGACUUAUUUUGAUGCCAGCAGUGCACUUGUCGGUCACCGAUAAUUCAUGCAACACACGCAGCGACCCUAAAAGUAUUUAGAAACGUGAUGAAUUAGAUUAUAAAAUAGACAUUUUUAAAGAAAUGAUAAACAAUUGACAUACCUGUAGCGUUCAAAAAUAAGUCAAAAUGUCCACGGUUCAUAUGAUGCACUUGUGGUUACGACCAGGGUACCUGUGUGAACCUAACGGUGACAGGCCAGUUGUCAAGAAGUGUUUGUAAAAAUAUAGUCAACAUGACUAAAGAUUGAGCCUAAUGUGUUUGUAGAUGUCUUAUUUUGCAAAAUCCAAAUGCAUUUUGAGACCACUCGGCUGAUUUUUAUAAGUCAGUUAAAGGCCCGGAGAGGACAGAAUAUCUGAACUGCAGAUUUUGAAUGAACAACCAUUGUGCAAGAGAAACCUGUUGUAAAUGAAUGGUCUCUUUGAUCAGAUCUUAGAACAGAACACGUGUUUAUUUAAGCACAAUUGCGUAAAAGGCGUCAGUCUCUCCCUAUAAGGUGACAUCUUACAGGAAGUUGUGCUCAAAUGAGCUCCAUUGCUGUUGAGAACAGCUCUUCAGAAGUGCAUGGGUCUCUUUGGAGUACACGUCCCUUCUCUCGUCAGCUCUUCCCAUCUCCAUCAUGAUAAACACCUUUCACACUAGCUACAAUCCACCACCGGUGCCUCCACGGGCAGGAUACAGCAGACCCCUGCCACCGCAGCCGGGCACCACACCUUUACUCAAGAUUUUAUGUGUGAUGCUUCUGCUUCUAAUGGUGAUGACCUUCGGAGGUUUCUUUUACCUGUCCCAAAAAUUCAGUCAGGCUUUCGCAGUGAGAGAAGCAGCAGCAGCGCCUAUGAAAGGACUAGCACCAUCUUUUAAUGGACCAGCAGCACACAUGGUUCUUCAGGAGGAACAAGCAGGUUCAAACAAACAACUUGUUUGGAAUAAAGAUCAUUCACUGAUACGGGAUGUAGAGACUAGCAAAGCAAGGGACACGUUGAUUAUCAAAAGUCCUGGGAUCUACUUUAUCUAUUCCCAAAUCACUUUCUCCAAACAUUCAAGCAGCUCAUUAAAGCAAUCUAUAUGGAGAAAAGGACCCAACCAGGAACCAGAGGAGAUCCUAAAAUCUUUUUGCAGCUUGGAUUCAAACUCACCAGAUAUAUGCACUGCCUCCCUGUCAGGAAUGUUUCAUUUAAAAGAAAAACAAGAGCUAUACGUUAAAGUAACAAACACAUCUUUGUUGAACAAAGACUCGUGCAGUUUUGGAUUAUUCAAAUUAUAGUAAUAAACUCUGAAGGACAAAACUGACAAAGGGAGAAAUUUACAAAAUGAGAUCAUCAGAGGAUGGACUGGAUCACAGAGACACUAUAGUUAAACAUGGAUCAUUGCAGACAUGAACCAGACAUUAAACUAUGAAGACAUGACCCAAAAAAUAAUAAUUGCACACAUCACUCUCUCAUUUAGAUGUCACCCAAUUCAAGUAUGGAUAUCUCCUAUUCUUUGAGAAAACGGGGAAGACCUUAUGACUUUUCCUGAAUUUCAUUUUUAAUUAUACUGUUCAUUUGAUAAAACAACCCGAUAGGAAUACCAUGAAUGUCUUCAAGCCAUGAAUGCUUGUUUAGUUUUAAAUUAUUUAUUGCUUUUUCAGAAUUCCUUUUAUUGUUUGCUAUUCUUUUUUUAAUAAUAAUAAUAAAGUAUUGACCAUAUUUAUUCAUGGA
Molecule: messenger RNA, 3362 nt
Organism: Triplophysa rosa
Lineage: Eukaryota; Metazoa; Chordata; Actinopteri; Cypriniformes; Nemacheilidae
Gene: cd40lg
Product: CD40 ligand
Exons: 4
Coding region: 2282-2926 (214 amino acids)
Biological process (GO): immune response
Cellular component (GO): membrane
Molecular function (GO): tumor necrosis factor receptor binding
Source: RefSeq, a predicted model, not a curated record